Molecule: messenger RNA, 5583 nt
Organism: Pecten maximus
Lineage: Eukaryota; Metazoa; Mollusca; Bivalvia; Pectinida; Pectinidae
Product: multidrug resistance-associated protein 1-like
Exons: 29
Coding region: 422-5071 (1549 amino acids)
Biological process (GO): transmembrane transport
Cellular component (GO): membrane
Molecular function (GO): ATP hydrolysis activity; ATP binding; ABC-type transporter activity
Source: RefSeq, a predicted model, not a curated record
UUAUCGGAAAGUCAAUAUCUGGAACGGUUGAAUGACAGAAAGAACCAUCGACGGUUCUAGGCGCCUUCGAUAUACUAUAAGUAGGUCGUGUGCACCGGACCGUACAUCAGUCGGGAACAGAAGUACGAGAACAUCGUACCUGUGUGUAUGUAGUUUGACUUGCCUGGACAAGGAACAGGUUCUCGGCAGCCCUACACGGAAAUAUGGGUCUUCGCUCUUGAACAGAGGAUGAAGGACUAAAUCACAGGAAUCGAACCUUGUGGAUAUUUUGUGGUCAUUGUGUGAUUUUGGGAAGGGUUGACAUUGUGGAACGGUUCGGGGCUUUGAAAGGAAACGCGUACAUUCGUGCGGCAAGCACACACGUGUAAUUUACCCUGUGUUUCACGUGUGUGUGGGUGCUACCUUCUUAUCAUUUGGCAUCAUGGUGAACCUCGAAGACUUCUGCGGGAAGGAGGGCGGUGCGAUAUGGGACGAUAAUUUAUUAUUUAACAAUUCCUACCCACAAUUCACGGAGUGUUCCCAGAAUACCCUGCUGGUGUGGGUACCAUGUGGCUUCCUGUGGCUCACUUUACCGUUCUACCUGUACGGACUUUGUAAAUCCAACUCGAUUCCUCUCCCGUUGUCCAGUCUUAACAUCUCAAAAACUUUUCUUAGUCUAGUGCUAUUCUUCAUAACAGCGGUGGAGAUGAUUAAGUUAGCUAGCGAUAAGACUGACAACAACAGACAAGUUCCUACUGCAGUUUUCCUGGGUGAUGCGAUCAAAGUGGCUUCAUUUGCGUUGACAGCUCUGUUGAUUCAGCUGGAGAAGAGGAGUGGUUUUAUCACAUCAGGUGUUCUAUUUCUAUAUUGGUUAUUGAUGACCAUUGCUGGGAUAGUGCCGUUCUAUAGUAAAAUCAUUCAAAAGGUGUAUGAAGAUGAUCUAUAUACCUUUGUCAUGUUCUAUGUGUAUUGGGCAGCCCUCUUCUUACAGUUAAUUUUACACUGUUUUGCUGAGAAAAUCACACGCCGAGGUUAUCAGGAACUAGGCCAGAAGCCAUGCCCAGAGAUCUCUUCAUCUUUCCUAAGUAGACUGUUGUUUUGGUGGAUGAAUCCACUUGUAUUUUCUGGAUAUAAGAAAGAUUUGACAGAAGAUGAUAUCUGGGAUUUAAAUCCACGAGACACACAUAGCACAGUUAAUCCAAAGUUUGGAAAAGCUUGGAAGGAGGAAUUUGAGAAGUGGAAAAUGAUGGAAAAUACAAGUGUGGUAUUCAAUCAAGGGUCGCACAUACAGGAAGAUCGUCGCGCCUCUGAAAAAACACCUCUUCUCCGACAGAGAGCAGAAACAUCUCAGGUGGAAUUCCGUGGAACUAAAGUGGAAAAAAAGAAAAACAAAGCUUCAUUGUUUAAAGUGUUGGUGAGGGUCUAUGGACUUGACUUCCUGAGAGCUUGGGGAUGUAAAUUCUUGUACGAUCUUUUACAGUUCGUCAGUCCCACCCUAUUGGGGGUGUUGAUAGCCUACACACAGAACAAGGAAAAUGAACAAGCAUGGAAGGGAUACGUGUACGCUGCGUCUUUCUUCGUUGUGGCGACUAUUCAGUCGCUGUGUUUCCAUCAGAAUUUCCACAUUGGCAUGACGACAGGAAUGAGGAUACGAUCGGCUUUGAUAACAGCAGUUUACAAAAAGUCCCUCCACAUGAAUAGUGAGGCCAAGAGACAGAAGACCGUUGGGGAGAUCGUCAAUCUUAUGUCCGUAGAUUGUCAGAGGAUGCAGGACCUAUCUGGCUACCUGUGGAUGUUGUGGUCAGCCCCUGUCCAGAUUAUUUUGGCCAUGUGGCUUUUGUGGAAUCAGCUUGGAGUUUCUGUACUAGCAGGUUUGGGGGUGAUGAUCCUCCUCAUUCCAAUCAACAUGUUGAUCUCAAUAAAACAAAGAAAAUUCCAGGUGAAUCUGAUGAAAGUCAAAGACAAGAGGCUAAAACUGAUGAGUGAAGUUCUCAAUGGGAUGAAGGUACUGAAGCUGUAUGCUUGGGAGUCAUCGUUCCAGGAUAAAAUUCUUGAAUUAAGAAAUGAAGAACUUGACAUUCUUAAGAAAUAUGCCUAUCUACAGGCCUUUAGCUCCUUUUCCUUCACCUGCGCACCAUUUUUGGUGACCUUGGCGACAUUUUCCACGUACAUUUUGGCAUCAGAACAACACUACCUGGAUGCUGGGAAGGCAUUUGUGUCAUUGUCGCUGUUUAACAUUUUACGUUUCCCGAUCAACCUCCUGCCCAUGAUGGUUUCAUAUAUUGUGCAGGCCAAUGUUUCCAUUGGCAGAAUCUCCGAUUUUCUGAAGCUCGGUGAUCUGGACUCUGAAAAUGUUCAGCACAACAGAUCAGAUUCUGCUGCAAUCACAAUCAAAGAUGGAACUUUCAGUUGGGAUGAGAAUUUGGCACCAGCCCUGAAGGGCAUCAAUGUCUCUGUGGGGGAAGGUAAGUUGAUAGCAGUGGUCGGACAAGUCGGUUCUGGAAAAUCCUCACUCGUGUCAUCCAUCCUAGGAGACAUGGAGAAGCUCCGUGGACAAGUCAAUGUCAAGGGGACGGUAGCGUAUGUCUCUCAGCAGGCCUGGAUCCAGAAUGCAACAGUACAGGACAACAUCCUUUUUGGGUCGGAAAUGAACCAGUGUACAUACGAUGAUGUUCUUGAUGCAUGUGCCCUUCGUCCUGAUCUGGAGAUCCUCACGGCUGGCGAUAUGACCGAGAUCGGAGAGAAGGGUAUAAAUCUGAGUGGUGGACAGAAGCAGAGAGUUAGUCUGGCCAGAGCGGUAUACAACAAUGCUGAUAUAUAUCUUCUGGAUGACCCCCUCAGUGCUGUUGAUUCUCAUGUAGGCAAGCACAUUUUCCAGAAAGUCGUUGGGAAUAAAGGAUUACUUCGAAACAAGACACGCCUCCUAGUGACACACGGCAUUCAUUGGUUACCGAUGGUCGACUCCAUUAUUGUACUAGUAGACGGACACGUGUCAGAGAUGGGGUCCUAUGAGGAACUUUUGGACCAUGAUGGCGCCUUUGCCCAAUUCCUCAAAACGUACCUCUUGCAGGAUAAUGAAGAUGAAGCUGAGGAAGAGGACCCUGAACUCCAAGAAGCAAAAAAUAAAAUCCUUCAGAGGCUGGAGUCGGUGACCUCUGACACAGGAACAACCUCUGGAGAUGAGUCGCAUGUCAGGUCAAGAAAAAGGAAAACAUCUGAGAGUAAACCGAAGCUGGCAAGGUCAAUCUCGACCGCAGUGGAUGCAAAAUGUGAGAAAAAAACGGUGAAAAAUACCAGAGAAAAAGAUGUUCUUAUUCAGGAGGAAAAGAAAGAAGAGGGAGCCGUCAAGCGCAAGAUAUUCAUGAAAUAUGCCCGUGCUAUCGGACUUGUUGCCAGUUUGUUCAUUUUCACUAUAUUCCUCAUUUAUCAGGGUGCAAGUGUGGGUGCCAACAUUUGGUUAAGUCUUUGGACGGAUGAUAAAGAUCUCGCGAAUCAGACAAACGCCAACACGACCGAGUAUCAGAACAAGAACUACAUGUACCUCGGGGGUUACGCAGGAUUUGGUAUCGGACAAGCAUUCAUGAUCAUGGGAUACUCCUUACUAGCUUCACUUUGUCAGGUGAAAGCCGCAGGAAAGCUCCACCUCGGAAUGCUGGAAACUGUUAUGAAAGGACCAAUGUCCUUCUUUGAUACGACUCCGAUUGGACGUGUAGUGAACAGAUUUUCCCGUGACAUUGAAACAAUAGACAGCAUUCUACCAGGAACAAUAAGAUUCUUCAUACAACAAUCGAUUGGAACUCUGGCCACCUUUGUGAUAAUUACGUACAGUACACCGAUCUUCCUUAGUGUUAUCAUACCACUGUUCAUUGUUUAUUACCUGUCACAGCGUUUUUAUGUCCCUACAUCACGGCAACUGCAGAGGAUUGAGUCUACUACGCGCUCUCCCAUCUACACUCACUUCAGCGAGACGAUCGCCGGAGCACCUACCAUCCGGGCUUAUGGACAACAGGACAGAUUUAUAGAAACAUCUGUUCAGCGGGUCGAUAAAAACAUUCUGUAUUUCUUUGCAAGGAUAGCCUCUAAUAGGUGGCUCGGAACUCGACUGGAGUUUGUAGGAAAUCUGAUUGUGUUUGCUGCGGCCCUGUUUGCAGUUCUUUCCAAUGACGUCAGUAGUGGCACAGUCGGUCUCUCUGUUUCAUACGCCCUAUCAAUCACAUCAGCCCUAAACCUAUUGGUACAGCAAGGUAGCAACUUGGAAACGAACAUCGUAUCUGUGGAACGUGUCCAGGAAUACGCUGAAAUACAGACAGAGGCAGCCUGGGUGCUGCCCUUUAGACGACCUCCACACGAUUGGCCCCAGAAAGGUCACGUUAAAUUCAAUGACUACAAGACAAGGUACCGAGAUGGGCUUGACCUUGUGCUAAGGGGAGUGAACUGUGAGAUACAGGGGGGAGAAAAGGUUGGAAUUGUGGGUCGUACCGGUGCCGGAAAGUCAUCGCUGACAGUAGCUUUGUUCCGCCUGAUUGAACCCGCUGGUGGAAGUAUCGUCAUCGAUGGUCAGAGUAUUGCUGAUAUGGGACUCCAUGAUCUCCGGUCAAAACUGACCAUCCUCCCUCAGGACCCUGUGUUGUUUUCUGGUACCCUGAGAAUGAACCUUGACCCCUUCGAUAUAUACACUGAUGAACAGCUGUGGAGGGCCAUUGAGCAUGCUCACUUAAAGAAAUUUGUGUCAGAUCUUCCCGACGGUCUGCUGCAUGAAUGUGGAGAAGGAGGAGAAAACUUGAGUGUUGGACAGCGACAGUUGGUGUGCCUGGCCAGGACACUUCUGAGGAAGACCAAGAUUCUCAUCCUGGACGAAGCUACGGCGGCGGUUGACAUGGAAACAGAUGAUCUGAUACAGAACACAAUCAGGACGGAGUUUAAGGACUGUACCAUUCUGACCAUAGCUCACAGACUCAACACCAUAAUGGACUAUGACAAGGUCAUGCUCUUAGAUCAAGGACUCAUCAAGGAGUUUGACAGCCCAGAUAAUUUACUAAAGGACAAAUCCUCGGCCUUCUACAGCAUGGCGAAGGACGCUAACCUCGUGUAAAGCCACACAGUCCUUGGUGCCAAAAUGCUUCCCUCCUUAGUCACAAUUAACUCAGGAUUAAAUCUCAAAAUCCUAUAAAAGAUUUAUUUGAAUUUAUAUUUUGUCUGAAUAGUAUAAGCGCACAUGACUUGACAUUACAUAAGUAUUUAUUAAAUUAAAAUUUUAAGAUUUUUGUGUAUCAAAAUCAUUUACUCACAAUUUUAAGAUUUUAUUAUUAUCGAAAUUAAAUUGUUUGGGCUAUUACGUGAUUUGAAAAUUUGAAAAAUGUAUUUAAAGGCAAAUACAAUGUACAGGAUAUUGAAUGGAAGAGUAUUAAAACUGAUUUCAGAACAAUAUAAAGAGGGUUGAUAGAGUGAUAAGAGUCUAUAGUUAAUGAAGAGGAGGAAACAUACCUCUUGGAGGUAUUGUCUCAGAAAUAGCAUCAAUGGUGUUUGAUACACCUCUCUGUGAAAGGAUGCAUCGUGGUGUUGUCCAACUGGGUUGCUGAGUGGCAUAGCAUCAUCCAAAAUUAC